This is a messenger RNA of Selaginella moellendorffii, 1630 nucleotides long. RefSeq lists its product as uncharacterized. The transcript is spliced from 13 exons. Gene Ontology annotation, cellular component: membrane. Gene Ontology annotation, molecular function: ceramide glucosyltransferase activity. Lineage: Eukaryota; Viridiplantae; Streptophyta; Lycopodiopsida; Selaginellales; Selaginellaceae. Gene Ontology annotation, biological process: glucosylceramide biosynthetic process. The record is from RefSeq and is a predicted model, not a curated record. The coding region runs from base 74 to 1618 and encodes 514 amino acids.
UAGGGCGGGAAAGAAAAGUAAAGGUUGAGAAGCCCUGAUUGAUUCACUAGAUCUGAUUGAGCUGGAGUAGGCGAUGGAUCUGGAUUCGUGGUUUGGAGUGGCCAGCGCUCUCGCCACGCAUCCGGUGGCCGUCGCGAUCCAGAUCCAGGGAUGCGUCAUUUACUUGGCGCUGGCGAUGGGCUGGGCAUUCGCGACGAUGAUAAGGGGGCGGGAGCUCGCGAAAAUGAAGAGGGCGCAACGAAAUGGAAAUAGUCUUGCAUUUCUCAACGUUGAUGUGGAGAGUUUCGAGCAUGGUGCUCAAGCGAUGCUACCACGCGUGACUGUGGUGAUGCCCGUCAAGGGAUUCGGCGAACACACGAUUAGAAAUUGGCGGAGCCAGCUUAUAUCGUUGUAUGGAGGCCCGCUCGAGUUUAUCAUCGUCGUCGAGAGCAUGAAAGAUCCAGCUUAUGCGGCGAUAUCAAAGUUGAUCUAUGAGCUCAAGGAUGAUGUCCUGGCAAAAGUUUUGGUAGCCGGCUUGUCCGCAACUUGCAGCCAGAAAAUUCACAACCAGCUGGCUGGAAUUUCUGCCAUGCACAAGGAGAGCAAAUACGUUCUCUUUCUGGACGACGACGUGCAGCUUCACCCCGGCACAGUCGGAGCGCUCGUUGAUAAAAUGACUCCGGAGAUUUUUGUUCUCACAGGCUAUCCGUUUGACAUACCGUCUGGAAGCCUCGGAAGCUAUUGCAUAUAUGAGUACCAUAUGCCCUGUUCAAUUGGUUUUGCGACCGGUGGAAGAACUUUCUUUUUGUGGGGCGGAUGCAUGAUGAUGCAUGCAGAAGAUUUCCGUCAAGAUCGUUAUAAUAUGGUGACAGGGCUGCGAAAUGGUGGCUAUUCCGACGACAUGACUCUUGCUGCUGUGGCCGGUGCACAUCAUCGAGUAAUCAGCUCACCUCCCGUGGCUGUGUUCUUCCAUCCACUGUCUCAAAACUUAAGCUUUUCGAGGUACUGGAACUAUUUGCGAAAGCAGACAUUUGUUCUGGAGUCCUACAACUCGCAAGUUAACUGGCUUAUGAACCGGGCAUUGUUCUUCUCGCAUUGUUGGCUGUCGUGGAGUUUCGUAGCUCCAUACGUGCUCGUGAUCGCGCAACUGGCCGUGGCAUUCAGAGCGAUGCUUUGUCCAUCUCCGGAUGCAGCUAUAUUGUACAGGACAGGUUUGUCUUCUGUCCCAUUCACUCACGGAUCACCUUUUUUAUUUUAUUUUUAUCUUCUGGCAGGACUUGUGAUGGCUGGGAUUGUAGCCAUUUGCUCCGUGAUUGAGUCACUGUCGUUGCAGCGUCUCUCGGCCGUGAUAAUAAGUCUCUGCAACGAGCUAUCUCCUGAAAAGCCGCCAGUGUCCAUCAAGACUUACAACUGGUUUAUGGUUUUUGUUGCAAUGGUCGUGGACAAUUUUCUCUAUCCCGUGUCUGCUGUCUAUUCUCACUGGUCUCAGUUCAUCGACUGGGCCGGAGUACGGUACCAUUUACGACACGGCAAAGUAUACCAGAUUGAAAGACCAUCUUUGUUAGCUGAAAGGCAGGCGUCCGUGAAGAAAACGAAAACCAAAGCCUUUCCACACAAAAAACACUUGUGGUGCCAAUAACAACGAAUACUA